Messenger RNA from Oryza brachyantha (malo sina), 1197 nucleotides. RefSeq names its product B-box zinc finger protein 25-like. The transcript is spliced from 3 exons. Gene Ontology annotation, molecular function: zinc ion binding. NCBI's taxonomy places the organism in Eukaryota, Viridiplantae, Streptophyta, Magnoliopsida, Poales, Poaceae. The coding region runs from base 204 to 1028 and encodes 274 amino acids. Gene Ontology annotation, cellular component: nucleus. The record is from RefSeq and is a predicted model, not a curated record. Gene Ontology annotation, biological process: photomorphogenesis; regulation of DNA-templated transcription.
CUCCACCACAAGUUCGUUCGCGCGCGCGGCGCUGCCGCAACUUGGGGCGUUGGCGGCGUGCUCCCCUCGCGCCACGGGUUUAUAUGCGCCACUAGCCGAGCCGCGAUUCUCCUCCUCCUCCUCUGCCGUUUUCCACUGCUUGGGUGGUUGCUUGGACAGCCAUCUUCUUAUCUUGUUUCUUGGCUGGCUUGGCGAGAGGUGGGAUGAAGAUACAGUGCGACGCGUGCGAGGGCGCGGCGGCGGCGGUGGUGUGCUGCGCGGACGAGGCGGCGCUGUGCGCGGCGUGCGACGUGGAGAUCCACGCGGCAAACAAGCUGGCCAGCAAGCACCAGAGGCUGCCGCUCGAGGCGCUCUCCGCCGGCCUCCCCCGCUGCGACGUCUGCCAGGAGAAGGCGGCGUUCAUCUUCUGCGUGGAGGACCGGGCGCUCUUCUGCCGGGACUGCGACGAGCCCAUCCAUGUCCCCGGGACGCUCUCCGGCAAGCACCAGCGGUACCUCGCCACCGGCAUCCGCGUCGGCUUCGGCUCCGUCGCACCCUGCGACGGCGGCGGCGGAGCCGGCAGCGCACACGACGACUCCGACCACCACGCCCCGCACGUGGCCUGCUCCGAGCAGCAUCACCACCAGCAUCCGCCCGCCCUGGCCGCCGCCGCCGUCGACACGCAGCAGGCGCCAUCCCCGCAGUUCCUGCCGCAGGGCUGGGCCGUCGACGAGCUCCUUCAGUUCUCCGACUACGAGUCCAGCGAUAAGCUGCAGAAGGAGUCGCCGCUCGGGUUCAGGGAGCUGGAGUGGUUCGCCGACAUCGACCUGUUCCACAACCAGGCGCCCAAGGGCGGCGCCGCCCGGUCGACGGCGGAGGUCCCGGAGCUCUUCGCCCCCUCGCAGGCGGCCAACGACGCGGCGUACUACAGGCCGAACAGGACAGCCUCCGCCGUGGUCUCUGCCUUCACCGGCGUCCGGCAGAGCAAGAAGGCCCGGGUCGAGAUCCCCGACGACGACGACUACCUCAUCGUCCCCGAUCUUGGUUGAACAGGAGUUCACAGAUUCUCCUGCGCUUCUGCCGUGUGUCUGUCUGUAUACAGGGACAAGUUGAGUGCUUUCUGCUGUAUGCAAAAGCUAGCAGUUGUUGUGUUGUGUACUUUUAACGGUAGUCCUGCUCAUCUGUGAACAUAUUAAUCCACGCUUUGCAUUCCAUGCU